AAAUUUCAACUAAUGAGGCUUUAUGCUUUAUAGCUUGAAAGCUCGGUACAGCAAUAAAUGCAUGAAAUGCUUCUGCGCUCAUCCGAUUUCAAUGACUCUUCACAUCCACAAGCAACAUUCAAAACCCCAAAAUUACACAUCAGCCCCUCAUUGUCCUCCGCGAUUAUUUCUACCAGCCGCAUUAAAUCCUCUCUCGCCAUUAAAAAAAAAAAAAAAGCUUAUUUAUAUCCUCAACCUCCUCAAUUUCUCUCUAACUACCCAUCUUCUUCCUCUUCCUCUUCUAUUUUCCGAGGAACGGAAUAAACAAACCCUAGCUGCAGAAAGUUAAUGGCCGCGGAUGUGACAACGAUCGUGCGAAUAAUGGAGGCGCACAGAGAGGAUGAUGAUGGGAAGCGGCGGGGGAUCGUAACACGUGACCUCCUCGGCGACGGUGCCAUCGCCGUUGCCGUCGGAUCCUCGACGGAGCUUGACCUUGACCUGCAUGUUCCAUCAGGAUGGGAGCGCCGCCUCGAUCUUAAGUCGGGGAAGACAUACCUUCACAGACUAUACUCCGAUCAACCCUCCCGCGAACUCCAUGACCUCAAUCUCCCCCCUCCGUCGUCGUCAUCGACCUCCUUACCGGAGCAUUCGACCCUCCUCGAUCUAAAGCUCUCGGGAGGAGGAAUCUCCAAUGAGUACCAGAGUGUUUGCACGCUCGAGAAGGUUAAGUCAGCAUUGGAGCGGGCUCAUCGAAGGCAAAUCGAUUGGGAAACUGUUUGUGCUUCCGGAUCGCCAUCUUCGUCGACAACAUCGUCUUCGGUGAAGAGACUAGGGGUGGCGGAGGAAGACGACGGAGGUUCAGAUUCGACCGGCGGAAUGUUGGCGGCUGCGUGCCCCAGCUGCCUUUUAUACGUGUUGAUAUCGAAGGCGAGCCCGCGGUGUCCGCGGUGCGACUCGCACGUGCCGGUGACGGUGCCGUUUUUCCCGAAGAGGCCCAGAUUUGAUCUCAACUCUUCUUGAUUGGCAAUUGUCAACUAAAGAAAAGAAUAUCUGAUCAAAUUUUUAUUCGAUAAUUUUUGAAUUUAUUGUAUUUAUUUUGGGAUGAUUGAUAUAUAAUUUUAAUUAUUUUUUUU
Messenger RNA from Dendrobium catenatum, 1112 nucleotides. RefSeq lists its product as uncharacterized. The transcript is spliced from 2 exons. The record is from RefSeq and is a predicted model, not a curated record. Bases 328 to 999 code for a protein of 223 amino acids. Lineage: Eukaryota; Viridiplantae; Streptophyta; Magnoliopsida; Asparagales; Orchidaceae.